Hibiscus syriacus is the source of this 1209-nucleotide messenger RNA. Its product is annotated as probable pectinesterase 8. Gene Ontology annotation, biological process: cell wall modification. The record is from RefSeq and is a predicted model, not a curated record. NCBI's taxonomy places the organism in Eukaryota, Viridiplantae, Streptophyta, Magnoliopsida, Malvales, Malvaceae. Bases 4 to 1191 code for a protein of 395 amino acids. Gene Ontology annotation, molecular function: pectinesterase activity. The transcript has 5 exons.
ACAAUGAAUCCCAAAAGCCUUUGUUUCAUUGUUCUUGUUGCAAUUUUUGGUGUUUUUGCAUCCAGGGUUGUCAUCAAUACAAUCCCUCAAGUCCUCAGAUAUAUUGUCGAUUUCACUAUAUCCCUCUCUUCAUGGUCACCCAUCGUUGUGAAGUUCAUCCCGUUCAACUUCGACAGCCUUCGUCGACAUCGGAAACACCAUGAUAAGGACAAACCGGUGUCCAUCUGCGAUGACUUCCCUCCCAACUUCCCACCUCCGGAAACCAACACGACUCUAACGCUUUGUGUUGAUCGAAAUGGAUGUUUUAAUUUCACAACGGUGCAAGCUGCCAUUGAUGCAGUCCCAAACCUUAGCAUCAAAAGAACUGUAAUAUGGAUCAACUCGGGCAUUUACUAUGAGAAAGUCAUUAUUCCGAAAACCAAACCUAAUAUUACAUUUCAAGGACAAGGCUAUACAUCAACAGCAAUAGCUUGGAAUGACACUGCACUUUCUGCAAAUGGAACCUUUUACAGUGGUUCAGUCCAAGUUUUCUCCACCAACUUUAUUGCCAAGAACAUAAGCUUCAUGAAUGUAGCUCCUAUACGUCGUCCAGGUGUUGUUGGGGCACAGGCAGUGGCCAUUAGAAUAUCCGGAGACCAAGCUGCCUUCUGGGGUUGCGGUUUCUUCGGAGCACAAGACACCCUUCACGACGACCGUGGCCGCCAUUACUUCAAGGAUUGCUAUAUACAAGGCUCCAUCGACUUCAUUUUCGGGAACGGAAAGUCUCUUUACGAGGAUUGUCAGAUGUUAUCCAUGGCUAACCCUGUGGCACCGGGAUCGAAAUCCAUAAGCGGAGCAGUGACGGCACAUGGACGAUCAUCGGCGGAUGAAAACUCGGGGUUUGCAUUCGUCAACUGCAGCGUGGGUGGCACGGGCAGAAUAUGGCUCGGCCGUGCAUGGAGGCCAUUUUCUCGUGUGGUUUUCGCUUUCACGUCUCUCACGGAUAUCAUUGCACCAGAGGGAUGGAAUGAUUUUAACGAUCCUACACGAGACCAGAGCAUAUUCUACGGAGAAUACAAUUGUACGGGUGCAGGAGCAAAUAUGAGUGGAAGGGCACCGUAUGUUCAAAGGCUGAAUGAUACGCAGGCUUCUCUUUUUCUUACUACGUCAUUUAUCGAUGGGGAUCAAUGGUUGCUAUCUUACCAUACUUAGAACAUCUGUCAAUAUUAU